Molecule: messenger RNA, 1876 nt
Organism: Ruditapes philippinarum (Manila clam)
Lineage: Eukaryota; Metazoa; Mollusca; Bivalvia; Venerida; Veneridae
Product: docking protein 2-like
Exons: 2
Coding region: 373-756 (127 amino acids)
Biological process (GO): cell surface receptor protein tyrosine kinase signaling pathway
Cellular component (GO): cytoplasm
Source: RefSeq, a predicted model, not a curated record
AAAAACGUUGGUAACUUUUGGAUUCUAAAAACAGAUAACAUAACAAAACGACUUGUAUUUCUUGACAAUGCUAAAGAUGUUGUUAUCAAUGAUGGCAUCUUAAUAGCUGAUGAAAGAUUAUUUGAAAUACACAAAAAUGGAAAAGGUGAAUAUAUAUUUCGCAAGAUAGAAGAUCUUAAUCCCGAAACAUACUUUACUUUGAGGAAUAUUCCACCAAGAAAAUUAGGGGAUUGUGAAGACACUACUGAUAAAGGUAAAACUGACCAGUGUCAAAUUCUAGCUCAGGAUGAAAGAACAUAUACAGAUCAUGUUUACGAAGAAAUACCAGUGGAUAAUCAAGCGGAACAAACAAGAGACAGGGUAUGUAACGAUAUGACGAAAGGACAUGAGAGGUUUGAUUUUGGGAGUACAGAGGUAGAUAAUGUAAUAAACGUAGUACAAAGUUCUACUGAAGGGAAAGAGUUUCAGGUAACAAUUAUGCCUUCAAAUCUGGUAAAAAGUUGUGGCAUUGGAGGAAAGAUGACACUUUUGAUACAAGAUAAGGACAUCGUUCUGAAAGAUUCUAUUUCGCAAAGUGAAAUUUACAGAUUUUCGAUGCGCUGGAUAAGACGCUUCUGGACAGAGAAAUCAUUAUUCUGUUUUGAAGUAGGCCGAAGGUGUCCGAUGGGAGAUGGACAAGUGUGCUGUAAAACAAAAAAGGAAGACAAAAUUUUGGAAAUAAUUAAGCAUAAAUGUCUUGAACUCAGAAAAAAUUGAAUGAUAAUAAUAAUGAAUAAUUUUUAAGUAUCAGUUUAUCAAAACAGUUGAUUUUUAUAGAAUAAGUAGAAUUGAUGUAAAAUCAUGUGUUUUCUUUCAUUGUAUAAGCAAUGUUUCACUCCAAUUACAAGAGAACGGUUUUUUUUUAUAUUUCUAAUGUUGUAAGCUUUGAUUUACAUGUGUUUCCUGAUUUGUUUCUGAUGAAGAACAUUGUUUGAUAAAUAAAGACUAUAAAGUAGCUUAAACCUACUCUGGAGUUUUUGACGUGCUGUUCUAUAUGCUUUCCUUGUUUACUUAGAGUAUGUCACUUCAGUUUACUUUUUCAAAAGUGUUUCCAAACAGCAUUUGUUCAAUGUAAUAUUUUUUAAGUGUUCAUGAACAAUAAAUUCAGUUUUGAACAUAUACUGUAUACUAGUAUGUCCCACUCCUCCAAGGAAUCCUUGACUAAUCUCAGUUAAAUUUAAAGGUCAGUGUCCAAAAUAUUCACGGGCAAAUUUUAAUAUUUGAUAAUGUAGAACAAAUCUAAGUUAGUUUAUUUUUCAUAAUGUACACGUAAAAUUAUCGGUAAUUGUCUUAGUAUAACCCUUAAAAUACCCGGUUUCACACAGAUGUACAAGUUGCUUCCUGUUAUGCAAGUGCGGCCUCAAACCGGAAUUGACUAACAUAUUAUCCCUAUGUAAAAUAUUAAUAGUUGCAGGCUAGGUUUCUCGUAGUGCGGAAAAGGUUAAAGCAGUACGCAGAUUCACAUGCUAAUUCUGAUGAAAAUUUCGAAAAAAAUAUUUAAAAGUAAAAUAUUGUGAAGUGAACAAAGAGAAUAAUGUUCACAUUGCAAACAUCACUAACAACCCAUUUUAAUUACAAACAACCCAUUUUAAUUACCAAAAAAGAUCAAAAUAUACAAAAAUAGCCCUUUCUGCGUUAAUAACGCUGUAGAAAUAUGUUGAAAAUUACUGCAAAAUAGGUCAUAAAUCACACAUAACAUGGAUAGUAUAACUUUUAUUUUGAAUCUAUUUACUUUUUUUUAAAUCUCAGUACUAUUUUUUAUUUGUCUUGAAAUAUUUUUGCUCAUCUGGAGGUAUGCAGCUUUAAAGCUGAAAAAUCAAAAUUUGUAUAUAAAAAG